AUUAUGGGUAAUACAUGGCUGCGCCCUGUUCACAUUUUAACCAUCUCACCAGGGUUAAAUGCGACAAGUUACAUCUAAAAAGGACUCCUGUCGUCACAACAUUGGACACUUUGGUUUACACUUAAAUAGUGAAAAUGUCGGAGAACCCUGACGUCCCCGGAAGAGCACUCACGAGAGUGGUGAUUUCUGAGAUGCUGAUGAAAAAUUACGAGAAACUGCCAAACAACGAUCAGAAACUUUUCCAAUAUGCACCUGUCUAUCUCGGGGGGAAUGCAGCAAUCGCAGGACUGGUCUCCAACAGCUUGUACCGCCGGGCCCUGAACGUCAGACAGGCAGUUAUCACCUCGGCCAUCCCGAUGUCCGUCCUGCCCUUCCUGACAACAGUAGCUCUGUACAGCGCAGUGGUGACCAACCCCCUCCUGUCCGGGGACCUCAACUGUCCCUCCUGUGCCUUCAUACGAGGUGCACUUGUUGGUGUGGUCGGGGGUGGAUUGUACCCCAUCCUGCUGGCUUUACCAGUCAAUAUCGGCCUCGCUGCAAGGUACAGCAGUGCCCUGUUUCCAGAGAAGGGCAAGGCGCUCCAGUUUGCCGUGGACAUCUCCAAGCCUGUCAUGAAUCAGAUGAAGCUCGUGCUGUUAAUCCAGGCUUUCUUCGGAGUUUAUCUGAGCUCCAGGAACUUUGACGCUUACACCAAACUGGCCCACUUGACGUUCGGCCGGGAGGAACGUACAGACUAAUAUACGGAACCUUUAAUGUUUGGCAAACUCAAAAAACCAUCACAUGCAAAAUAAUGCUGAUUAUCACCCCUAAGUACGAAAUAAAGUCUGCGCUGCUUUCCGUAAAAUCGCCUGUCUAUCCACUGAAUUUAGUGCAUUUGCUAUUUUUAAUUGAUGUUUAAUGUUUUUUUUAGGGAAGAAGUCUGUCAUCAAAAUCUGGCAUCAGUUGCUUUAUCUCAAACAAUCUACAGAAAUCUAGCCAACAACAAUUCUGGUGUUGUGAUGUAAUCAAACAAAAAUUCCUUUCCCUCUUCAUAUUUUUGGAUAGUGCUGCUGAAGUAUGAAGUAGUGAAGGUCCUGGGUUUGAAUUCGGGUCAGGGCGUCUCUGUGUGGAGUUUGCAUGUUCUCCCUGUGUCUGCAUGGGUUUCCUCCCACAUCCCAAAAAACAUGCAGAAGUGGGGUUAGGUUAAUUGGCCACUUUCAACUUGCCCAAAGGUGUGCAUGAAUGUGAGCGUGGAUGGUUAUUCGUCUCUAUAUGUCGGCCCUACAAUGAACUGGUGACUUGUCCAGGUUGUCCCCUGCCUUUGCCGGAAGAUGCUGGGAUGCGACCCCCAACAGGAAUAAGUGGUAGAAAAUGGAUGGAUGGAUGAAUGCUCAAGGAUGAAACUGACUCCCAAGCAAAAAUCUUACACAACUGGCCUGCUGGAGACAACAUGGAGAGGUCUUUGCUGAUCAGGCCCAUGAUUUUUGGUCAUGUUCCUCCCAUCCAGUUUUCUAUAGGGAAAUGGCAAAAAUCAUAACAUCAAUGUAUCAUUCACAACUCUCUAUCUUGGAAAUGUGCCAGAUGGAUUGAGUAAAGCUGAUGUUUAACCUCUUAGAGUCUCACUGGCUGCAGGUAAAAACAGUCAUCACAAAAUGCUGGCUCCAGAGAAAUGCCCCCACUAUAGACACUUCUGUUCAUAUUGUAAAACAAUUAUAUGUCCUCGAGCAAAUGACUAACUCAAUCUGACUUCAGAAAGAUCUGGGUGAAAAACGAUUGCAGAAAUGGCAUGCUUAUAUAGCUAAUGAGUGAGACUGUUUUCUCGUGCUGUGUGUUAUAUUUUGUCUUUUGGAUAUUCUGAUCACCCCCGGACCUUGAAUAUGUUUAAUUGUUCGUAAUAAUGCCAAUAAACAA
This is a messenger RNA of Xyrichtys novacula (pearly razorfish), 1890 nucleotides long. The record is from the annotation of a GenBank genome assembly. NCBI's taxonomy places the organism in Eukaryota, Metazoa, Chordata, Actinopteri, Labriformes, Labridae.